Molecule: messenger RNA, 904 nt
Organism: Pecten maximus
Lineage: Eukaryota; Metazoa; Mollusca; Bivalvia; Pectinida; Pectinidae
Product: integumentary mucin C.1-like
Exons: 5
Source: RefSeq, a predicted model, not a curated record
AGAGGUGGAUUCGAGCACCUGUGUAUGGCGGAGGUUGGUUUUCCUUCCCCCGGUAACCUCAAAGUCGUGUACAAAAUGAAAGGACAGUCGACAUUUGUGCCAUUCGAGAGUGACCGAAUUAUACAAUAUGACACAAACACGACCAACACGAGCUGUGUGACGACAAAAUAUUUCAAAUUUGGUCUCAAUUUUACUUCGGCAGACGAAGGCGGAGAAGUAAAAUGUGUCGCAACCAACCAAGAAUUAGGAGUUAUUACCGACUCGGCCGUUGGUACACUAGAGCUGAUUCCAAAGCAAUACUGCAACACAACCGAUGCCCCAAAGUAUUUACAUCAUCCGACAAACUGUAACAAGUAUGUACAGUGUGUUGGAAGAUAUCCGUAUGGUAAUCAGUGCCCUAAUGCAGACCAGUGUGCCGAUAUCACAACGGACAUUGUUGUAUGCAAGAGUUGUGAAGGAGUUGUAUGCCCUUGGAACAUCACAACAACAACACCAGGACCAACAACCACAACGCUGCCACCACCUUCGUCCCAGACAACCACCACCACCCCAACUACUACAACGCUACCUCCUGAUGUGUAUGCAACAUGCAAUAGUGUGAACAGCCUGAUCGGUUCGUCGGCAACAGUAACAUGUAGUGUAAACAAAGACACAUACAGUUACAUAAAUGUGACAUUUACUGCACGUGUCACACAGACGUCAAACCACGUGGUAGAUAUUAUUCCGGGCACGGGAGCAGUUAACGAUAACAACGGCGCAGACAGGAGUGUGACAGUCACUAAUGGUGGAAAAGAAAUCGACAUUACCUUUACAUCACUUUCCUGUACGAACGAGGGGACUUUCCACAUCAAAGUGUUUGCAGGAUCAGAGGUUUCGUCUACCCCUGCAUCAGUCAGCGUUAGAG